Molecule: messenger RNA, 504 nt
Organism: Cordyceps fumosorosea ARSEF 2679
Lineage: Eukaryota; Fungi; Ascomycota; Sordariomycetes; Hypocreales; Cordycipitaceae
Product: FK506 suppressor Sfk1
Exons: 2
Coding region: 1-504 (167 amino acids)
Source: RefSeq, a predicted model, not a curated record
AUGGCCUAUCGAGGCCUCAUCUCUUUUUGGUGGCUUCCGUGCCUCGCCGCUGUUGUGUGGCUGAGCAUGCUACUUGGAAUGCUUUUAAGCUGGGCCGUGUCUGACCACGGCGAAGUUUACGAUUAUCUCGAUCCAGACAUAAAAAUCGUCUACAUUUCUCACGUCGGGGCUGGGAGAAUGAAGCCCCUGUUCAUCGCCGGCUCUCUGUUGUCUUGCCUCCUGUUGGAUCUCGCCAUGCUCACGGAGAGAUACCUUCGCCACAAGAGGCGGCUCCUUCCCGAUGCUACAGUUUACGAGAAGCUACUGGCUACGCUGUCCAUUUUCUUCGCGAUCGUCGGCUCGAUCGGCCUCGUCGGCCUCGCCAUAUUCGACACGAAGAACUACCAUAUACUCCACAAUCUUCUCCUCGCCCACUUCCUCGGUGGCUACAUGCUCGCUGCCGUCUGCGCCUGCUGGGAAUGCCACCUUCUCAUCAAGAGAAACUCGGAGAGCUGGCACCGGUAG